Molecule: messenger RNA, 648 nt
Organism: Parastagonospora nodorum SN15
Lineage: Eukaryota; Fungi; Ascomycota; Dothideomycetes; Pleosporales; Phaeosphaeriaceae
Exons: 4
Coding region: 1-648 (215 amino acids)
Biological process (GO): exocytosis
Cellular component (GO): recycling endosome
Molecular function (GO): GTPase activity; GTP binding
Source: RefSeq, a predicted model, not a curated record
AUGGCGAACGACGAAUAUGACGUGAGUCCUGCGUGCCACACUUUCGUCCUAAUCGGAGACUCUGGCGUUGGUAAAUCCAACCUGCUGAGCCGAUUCACCCGCAACGAGUUCAACCUCGACUCCAAGUCGACAAUCGGUGUCGAGUUUGCGACUCGCUCGAUCCAAGUCGACGCUAAGACCAUCAAAGCGCAGAUCUGGGAUACGGCCGGCCAGGAGCGAUACCGCGCCAUCACCUCUGCUUACUACCGCGGCGCCGUGGGAGCGCUGCUCGUCUACGACAUCAGCAAGCACCAGACAUACGAGAACGUCACGAGGUGGCUGAAGGAGUUGCGCGACCAUGCCGACUCGAACAUCGUAAUCAUGCUGGUCGGUAACAAGAGCGAUUUGAGGCAUCUGCGGGCAGUGCCGACAGAGGAGGCAAAGCAGUUUGCAAGCGAGAACAACCUGUCUUUCAUCGAGACCUCUGCCUUGGACGCUAGCAACGUCGAGCUUGCUUUCCAGAACAUUCUCACAGAAAUCUACCGCAUCGUAUCAAGCAAAGCCCUCGACCAGGGCGAGGGCGGCCAGAACGUCCUCGGCGGCGAGCGCAAGGUCCUCGAGAUCAGCAAGUCGGCAGACGAGGGACAAAAGAAGAACGGAUGCUGCUGA